AUGACCUACACCAUCGGAGACCGGAUCAUCACGUUCAGUGCCAAGGGCCUCACUCCCGAAGAUGAACGUAUCGUCCGUGCCCAUCCUGACAUGCUUCGUUACUGUCUCAACUCCACAGUCCACAGUUAUCUACUCAGUAUGAAGAAAAUAGUCCAUCUUUACACCGACAUCAUUACCAUCUACAGCACGCUUCUCCUGAAGGUGCCCAACUACGAUGAUGUCACGAACAUGACCAAUAAAACCAAAUUGAAUUUUGUUCGUUUGGAAGAGGAUUUGAACGUUGUCUUCGGCAAGAGUCUAUCAGCAGUCAAUGAAGGCUGGGAACAGAAACACUAUGAGAAACAGCUCAAACCUAUGGUGGUUCUUAUCUUGAAGAGCUGUAAUGAGCUGUUUAAUCACCUUUUUAAAACACUCAACUGCAUCGACGUGUUCUUUCUGUCAUUUGAUAAUCUCAAGAAACUUCUCAUUCCAUGUCUACUCACUCACACCCAAAUGAUCCAGAAACUGAUUGCAGGCGCCAUCUACUUCUUUGGUCUAACCACCAUCACCGACGAGUUAGCCAACGUGGGCGACUUCGAUGCCACCAUCAUUAGACAACUCACCAAGAUCGACUCUAUCACUUCAGGCCUCGAACGUGAAGCCAAGUUGCUCGAUAUGGUAUUCACAACCAUCGAUACGUCAUUGCAACAGUACACAAACAUUCUUCUUGGACGAGCCAUUCUCAAAAGAGACGUGGAAGAGGUGGACUGUCGCAUCAUUCGUAGAAGAGACGUUUGCUUCCAGGCUGCUGAACAUGUGGUCAGCAUCCCACUCACGGGGGAUCAACUUACAGCAUUGUCGAUGCUGCAUUUCACUAAGCAUAUUUUUUACUUCAUUUCGGCAAUACUAGUGGUGGUUGUCGUUGUACUUUAUAGGCUUUAUGCCGUGAUCUUUGGGUAG
Messenger RNA from Sungouiella intermedia, 939 nucleotides. The record is from the annotation of a GenBank genome assembly. NCBI's taxonomy places the organism in Eukaryota, Fungi, Ascomycota, Pichiomycetes, Serinales, Metschnikowiaceae.